UCACUCCCACGGAUACAAAAAUGUGUUGUCAAGGCAACGCUGCUCGUGCGUUGUCAGAAAUCGUGUGGUUACGCAAACGCGCAAUAACCAUGGACCUGACGCUUCAUCUGAAGUCUCUCCAGUUUGAAGGCGGUCUCACUGAGGAGGAGAGACACUGCGGGUUCUUGCGGAGUCGAGCUGCAGCCUCAGCAGUGUGUGGCUCUGCGCACGCUGUGUUUCUCUGCAGACUCGUGUCUUUAUGCAGGGAUAAAUUAAACCAUCUAACCAAUAAAUCGGAGCUGCAGCCAGUGAAGGUUGGCAUUAUUGGAGGUGGGCACAUGGGCAAACAGCUGGCACUGCUUCUCCUGACUACACCAGGCUUUAAACCAGCUAACAUUAACAUAUCAACUAAAAGACCAGACUCACUGCGUGAAUUUUCAGACAGAGGGGUCAGGUGUUAUUUUGACAACCGCAGACUGGCUGCUUGGGCAGACGUGAUCUUCCUCUGCGUUCUUCCCUCUCAGCUUUGUCAGGUGUGCGCUGAUCUUCACUCUCAGCUGCCUGCUCGCUGCCUAGUGUACACUUUCACCUCAGCAGUGCAGUUACACAGGUUGAAGUCACUGCUUGGUCACAUGUUUGUACUCAGACCUCAGUACAGCUUUAAGACCUGCGACUCUGGUGACUUGUGGCUUCGCCAUAAUCUAAUAGCAGCAGCUCUAAAGGAUGAAGAGGUUCUGAGAGCAUCAUGUCCACUGUCAGUGACAGGUGCUCUCUGUUUGGAUCAGAGGUGGUUGUCUGCUGUGCUCUACACUCUCCUCAAUCUGUGCACUGCUGAGGGACUGAGUGCCAACCGAACCGUCCAAGUGCUCAAUGAGAUGUUUCAGACAACAACCACUCUCACCUGCCAGAGCUUUGUCAACUCAUCCUGGGCAUCUAAACUUAAUAACUCAGAGGAGCCUUUCCCCUGGAUUAACUUGAUUGAUGUACAGACAAAACAGUCUCCUUUACAUUCUUUCCUGUCUGGAUGUAAAGCUUUACAAGACUGCAUUUCUGUGAUUUAUCGAAAAACAUUUUCUGGCUGAAUUUGAAGAGUGAAAUAAAGACAAAAAAAAUGCAAGGAACCAAUUCAAUAUUUUUGCAAGAGCAAUUAUGUAUUUUUGUCUAUAUAUAUCCAGGUUGCCUCAGUAGAUCAUACAUGAAGCACAGUGUUAAAAUAAGGUCAGGAUAAUGAGGCUCAGGAGAACAGAGCGAGUCUCUCAGCAGCACUCAAAUAGUUCUAUAGCUCUCUGGAUAGUUAGCACCAUUUGGGGCCUAAUUACACUGACUAUGCGACUGUACAAUUCAUCUGUUUCUUAGCAAAUGUCACAUGCAAAUAAAACCAAAAGAAUGUGAUUUCAACAUUGAUUUUGUUCUUGUAU
Hemibagrus wyckioides is the source of this 1397-nucleotide messenger RNA. RefSeq names its product NADP-dependent oxidoreductase domain containing 1 (gene noxred1). Gene Ontology annotation, molecular function: pyrroline-5-carboxylate reductase activity. The coding region runs from base 21 to 1061 and encodes 346 amino acids. The transcript is spliced from 6 exons. The record is from RefSeq and is a predicted model, not a curated record. NCBI's taxonomy places the organism in Eukaryota, Metazoa, Chordata, Actinopteri, Siluriformes, Bagridae. Gene Ontology annotation, biological process: L-proline biosynthetic process.